AUGUAAUUUUGCGAUAAUUCAUUGAAUAUCUCGGAACCAUCUGAAGUCACCAAUCUCAAAUGCAUGGUUUUCGUGACUUUCGUUUCAACUUACUCAAUAGUUGCUAUUAUCAUACUUGUACUCUACAUUAUACACAGAGUUGAGAUAAUUAGAGAAAAAAACCGAAGAAUUAGAGAGGACUAAUAGUGUGAUGAACUUAAGACAUCCCCAUAAUCAAAGUUAUCUAAGUACGGAAAAGCAACUGUCUAAAAUAGAGACAGAGAAGAAAGUGAGUAUUAAUUGCCUUGGAAAUCAAUAAACUAAAAUUAAACUCUAGGUCAGACUACAGAAUCAAACUAUAAUCCCUUGAGCAAUGGCGGAAAUAUAUAUAGAAAUUAUAAGACAAGUAGCAUGAGAAGUUAAAAUGAGGACUAAUCUCUCUUAAGUAGAGUUGGUGGUAGGUCUAUUGAUGAUUUGCAAGGAACUUUUCACUCUAGAAAUAGGAGCAUGAGUAGAUAGCAAAUACUUUUGAGGCCUGAUAAAAGAUUAAGUUUUGGCAUGCUUGAUGAAGAUGAGUAGUAAUCUCAAUCUAAUAAUGAAAAUCUACUCAGUCAAUUCAAUAGCAGCAAAAUUACAGGUGAUAAUUAAAAACAAAUUUCUCUGAGGAAAUGA
Stylonychia lemnae is the source of this 651-nucleotide messenger RNA. Lineage: Eukaryota; Ciliophora; Spirotrichea; Sporadotrichida; Oxytrichidae. The record is from the annotation of a GenBank genome assembly.